Schistosoma mattheei is the source of this 1398-nucleotide messenger RNA. Lineage: Eukaryota; Metazoa; Platyhelminthes; Trematoda; Strigeidida; Schistosomatidae. The record is from the annotation of a GenBank genome assembly.
AUGACAAGAGGUAGGAAGUCCUUGCUUUCUGGUAUGAAACUGUCCUACACUUGUGAAUGGUCAAACUGCUGUAAUACAUACAAUAACGAAAAUCUACUCAAGUAUCACCAGCUGCAACACUUUAGAGAACUAUGUGAGCAACCUUCGCAAGUAUCAUGUAAUUUGAUCCCCGAACUUCCAACCAAAUUCGAGUGUGGUUGGGAAUAUUGUGAUUUUAAAACCAACGAUGUUUGUGUAUUUAUUACUCAUGUAUCAAGACACCCAGAGGAGUAUACCGAUUCUCGAUAUCCUGCAAAUGUACAGUUAAAAUGUUUAUGGGAGAAUUGUACAUAUAUAGCUAAUCGUUUAAGGAAUCUUUCAAGUCAUUUGGAUACUCAUACUCAAGCCAAACGUGCAGCUUGUCCUACAUGUGGUUUAUUGCUUGUUGAUUUCCGUAAAUUAGAAGAUCAUCUUAAACGCCAACAAAUUCAUCUAUUAAAUAAAAGCACCAACUUUAAGGAGAACUUACAUCAUUCGGUCAAGCCUGUGAAAUGCAGUCGUUGUCGAAAAGUAUUCAGUACACAAAGAUUAUUGAUGUCACAUAUGAAAAGACAUAUCAAUACAGUGAAAUGCCCUUUUUGUGAUAUGACUGUCUGGAGCAAAUCAGCUCUAGAACGUCACAUUUUAUUUCGACAUUCAAAUGAGAAGCCAUUUAAAUGUCCAUACUGUAAUUUUACAUUUAAACUUACCAAUUGUUUAACGCGGCAUUUAAGUUCUAGACAUAAAAUUUAUGAAUCAAAUGAAAAUGAUAAGAAGUCAACUGAUCCAGUUGUACCGGAUACUACUCAAUCUGAUUUAGUUGGUGAAAAAUGGCCUCACUCCAUAUCUAUUGCUCCAAUCCAUGGACCAUUAGCUCAAGCUGGUGCCUUACCAAAUGUUCAAGCAGAUAUUUCAACCCCUACAGACAAUGAUACUACUCCUUGUGCAAUAGUGGAUGUAUUUGUCUGUCCUCAUAAUGGUUGUAAUUUCAAAACUAACAAAAGAAAUGGUUACCUUGUUCAUAUUGGUCGUAAACAUCAUCCACUUCCAUCUAAUUCAUCACCAGAGUCAUCAUCAGAUCGUCCAUAUAGUACCGAUAACUCACCAAAUACUUCUCAAGAACGUUUAUAUAAGUGUCAUAUGUGCUCUGUUGUUAAACGACGGGGUAACGAAUUAUCAAAGCAUUUGGUGAGAGAUCAUCAUUUAGCUCGUCCUUCUGGGCAUGUCCGUUUUACUUACACUAUUUCAGAUGAUGGACAUUAUCGCCUUCAGUUAACUCGUCUUGAUACUGUACGUGUCGCUGCUCAACUGCUUGGUGAGACAGUUGUUAGUAAAUUACUCGUUGAGACAAGGAAUCAACAGUUGUCCAUCUGUGAAUAA